AUGCGUGGGGAGAGGGGUCCACAUCCGGUGCUGGUGGCGCUCUGUGGACUGUUUUUGGCUUUGACGCGGAGCGGAGCAGUUUCCAGAUGCGUGGACCAUGCCUGUAGUGCACCCAUAGGGAACCUGGCCAGCGGCAGGACCCUCACCACCCUCUCCAGCUGCUGUGGGAACAACUCCCCACAAAGCUGCCCUUGCCCCCGUCCUCCCAUGACCCCUGACCUCGGCCCUGGGGACAAUCACCCACCUGCUCACAUGACCGACGACCCUUUCUCCAAGCCGGAGACCUGGUGGGCAUCAGGUGCAAGGCCUGCCCUGCAGGGGCAGCAGGACGAGAUCCAGUUGGAUCUGGAAACACAGUUCUGUCUGUCCCAUGUGGUUCUGGUGUUCCAGUCGCCCCGGCCCGCUGCCAUGGCCAUUGAACGUUCAGCCGAUUUUGGGAGGACCUGGGAGGCGCUUAAACUAUUUGCAAGCAAUUGCAGCGCGGAGUUUGGUUUGGCUGAUGAUUUUAGUCAGCCAGGCUCUUUGUGUACAUCUCGUUACACCAGUCCCACACCCUGCAGUGGUGGUGAGGUAAUAUUACGGACAUUAGACCCCAGCGGUGCUAAAAGACUGGACCCUUACAGCUCAGAGGCCCUUGCCCGCCUCACCCUCACUAACCUCCGCAUCAGACUGCUUAAAGCUCAGACCUGCUCAGCACCUCUGAACCGGCCGACAGGAAGCACAAGUCCCACAGCCUCAACACUGACCUCCACAUCCACGACAGAAAACUCAGCCGUAGCACCUUAUGCCAUUUACACUUUACUGGCCAAAGGGACCUGCCUGUGCCACGGACAUGCUGAGUAUUGUGUACCACACAACAGCAACCAAGACACUAGUCAGGAGAGUCAUUUGGUGUAUGGUAGGUGCCUGUGUGCUCACCACACGGCAGGGGAUCACUGUGAGAAGUGUGCCCGGCUCUACAACGAUCGUCCCUGGAGGCCGGCCAACGGCAGCAGCGGGGAGCCCAACCCGUGCCAGAAGUGCGAGUGCCACGCUCACGCAGACAGCUGUCACUUCUCUCAGCGGUCAUGGCUGUCAUCCGGGGGCUCCAGCGGUGGGGUUUGUGAUGACUGCCGGCACAACACGGUUGGGCGUAGGUGCCAGCGCUGUCGCCAUGGCUACCACCGUCACCCGUUCCUGCCCCUCCAUUCCCCCCACGCCUGCACACGCUGCAGGUGUGAUCCACAGGGCUCUUUGUCUCCUCGGCCUGGAGAGGAGGAACCCUGGUGCCACCCUCGGACUGGACAGUGCCACUGUAAACCAGGUGUAGGGGGCACAAGCUGCAGCUACUGCCUGCCUGGCUACUGGGGCUUUGGAGAUAAGGGCUGUGAACCCUGUGCCUGCCCUCUCAGCUGCGAUCCCACCACUGGGCAGUGUCUCGACAGCUACACAAAUAACCAGGUGUUCCAUGUGGCUGUUGGAGGUAAAAUCCCUGAUCUGGAUCAUAUGUUCCCAAUUGAAGAAGAAGUACAGUGGUCGAAGGAGCUCGCAGUCUCUGCUCUGCGUUAUACAGGAAAGUGCAGCUGCAAGGAGAGGAAACUGAAAAGCGUGUCUGACCUCUGUAAGAUUAAACACGACUAUGUGAUCAAGGCCAGCGUGCUCUCUGCUCAUGACAAAGGCAGUCACGCAGAGGUCCAGGUCAAAGUUCGCAAGGUUCUGCGAUCAGGGCAGGUGGCACUGAACCUGGAAACCAUCAGCAUCUAUCCUCUGUCCUGGACCAGCCGCGGCUGCACCUGUCCGAUACUAAACCCCGGUAUGGAGUACCUGCUCGCAGGCCCAGAAGAAGCUGGAACAGGCCAUUUGCUGGUCACCAUGCAAAGUGUGGUGGCCCCCUGGACACCUCGACUGGGUCUACUCAUAUCAGAGGGCCUGAGGAAUGGAUGUCCAUGAGCUCUUUUAUCUGUAAAGGCCGAACACACUCCAGAGAACUGCACAAUUCAUAAGUCCGUGGACAAUUCAGAAAAGGGACUGAAAAAAAAUCACUGGACAACAUCAACGAUGGCAAAUUAUCCAAGAGGUGAACUCAUGGUCCAAAGCUGGAGAGCAGUACUCACACUGUGUGAGUGUUACAUAAAAUAAAGUCUGAAGUGAA
This is a messenger RNA of Limanda limanda (common dab), 2131 nucleotides long. RefSeq names its product netrin-4. NCBI's taxonomy places the organism in Eukaryota, Metazoa, Chordata, Actinopteri, Pleuronectiformes, Pleuronectidae. The record is from RefSeq and is a predicted model, not a curated record. Bases 1 to 1929 code for a protein of 642 amino acids. The transcript is spliced from 10 exons. Gene Ontology annotation, biological process: substrate adhesion-dependent cell spreading; cell migration; basement membrane assembly. Gene Ontology annotation, cellular component: laminin trimer. Gene Ontology annotation, molecular function: protein binding.